Messenger RNA from Trematosphaeria pertusa, 502 nucleotides. RefSeq lists its product as uncharacterized. The transcript has a single exon. The record is from RefSeq and is a predicted model, not a curated record. Bases 190 to 453 code for a protein of 87 amino acids. NCBI's taxonomy places the organism in Eukaryota, Fungi, Ascomycota, Dothideomycetes, Pleosporales, Trematosphaeriaceae.
AGUGUAAACCUGCGUGUAGUGUUGAAAACUUACCAGUGAUCAGCUGCUUUGCAUCGAUGAAGUCCCACAACCGUUCUAUUUGCUUAUCUUUCUUUUCAACCUCAUUCUCCACAUCUUUCAGCUCCUUGAGAGCCUGAUCGACCAUUCUAUCCUUCAUAAUCGGUAUGCGCUCUCGAAGAGUUUCUCAUAAUGCCAUUCCUUAUUUUCAUUCUAUACUCGUUGUCUUCGUCUCGGUACCGGAGGGGGGGUCGUCGACUCGGUGCAGUUUUGCCAGUUCUUACUCUAUGGCUGAAUCUAGUUUUGCGAGUCCUUCGUCUAUGGCGGAAUCGAGUGUCGUGCCUGAUGGGUCUUCGGAAGUGGUGGAAGCACUUGUCCGGUGACGUUUUGGAUUACGCCUUGGGGUCGUGGGCGCGCGGCGAGCGCGUUUACGCGGUAACUCUGACAUUAUUGUAAGAGCUAUAUCGCUGCGGUUCAAUGAGGACAAAGAAGGAGGCCGGAGCGA